This is a messenger RNA of Exaiptasia diaphana, 2484 nucleotides long. RefSeq names its product protein PFC0760c-like. The record is from RefSeq and is a predicted model, not a curated record. The transcript is spliced from 4 exons. The coding region runs from base 333 to 2354 and encodes 673 amino acids. Lineage: Eukaryota; Metazoa; Cnidaria; Anthozoa; Actiniaria; Aiptasiidae.
AACUGGCAGGAUUUCUUUCUCUGAAAGAAAUCAUAUUUUUAGAGCACUUAGAAGAGGAGAUUGAAGUGUUUUUGAGGAGUAGUGCAGCUGCUGUCGGUUUGAAUAAGGUUUUUGUUCUUCCUCCUCUAAAUUCUCGAUACAGAUAUCUCACGCACUUCUUGGUGCAUAGAUAUCCUCCCAGCUCCUUGGCGAGUGUGUCUAUUGGAUCAGGAAAGGAGCGAAGGACUGUUAUUUGGAGGAAUCAUUCAAAUAUCAGACAAAAGGGUAAUGUUGCCUUACACAAUCAAGGAACACUGAAAGAACACUCUUGUUAUACAAGAAAUAAAGGAAAAAUGGAUAAAAAUGCCAGAAUACCUACUAAAACAUCUAGAGGAAGAGGUUGGAGGAACCAAAAAAGACCAGAUCAACAGUUUUAUGUUCCUGGUGCUUUACAUCGGAAAAAACAAGAGCAAAAUACUGARAAUACAGAGGAAAAUAUAAGAGAACYAUCAAGAGGUACCACAGAGGCAUUACAAGAAACAAGAAAACAAAAUMAUGAAGAUUGUAUCAAAAAUGUGGGYAAAUUAUCAGAGACUUCAUCUAACUCAUCAAAUUGCARAKKAAUUGAUGAAAAUUCUGAAAAUAAAAAGGAAAAUAUGGCAGAUCACUCUCUGAGCUCUGAAUUAGCAUCUGGACACUCAGAUAGUAAAUCAUUUGAAUUGAAUAGGAAUAGUGUAGAGAUUCUACCUUGUGCUGCACAAUGUGAUGACCAAGAACAAAGUGCUGAAAACAAAGGUGAAAGAUUGGCAGAUCAAACAAUACAGAUACCAACUUUAGUAACACAAAGGGAAUUUAAAUCUACAGAGAUAAAUGUUUGCAAUACUAACAAACUGGAGAAAAAUACAGAAUGUUCAUCAAAAACUGAUGCUAAUUGUCCUGCUCAAACUUUAAGUUGUGAAGUGUCAAARYCACAAGGAUUGGUUUUGUCAAAYUCUARAUGUACUCAGWCUGAAAAUKCCAGUGAACAUAGAAAAACUGUUGAUAUCUCAGCAAUAACAACAAGAGAGAACACAGGAUUAGAUAACCGUGCAGAAAGAACUACAAUUAAUGACUUAAAAGAAAGUAGUGUCAUUUUGUCCUUACAUAAUAACAAAACAAGCAAUGAGAGCUUGGAAAAGUUGAAAGAUAACGUGAAAAACCAGCACGAAAAAGAUUUGGUUACAAGCAAAGAAAUUCAUGAAAAGUGUAUCAACAUUGAAGAUACUAUGCAAGUUAAUAAAGAUAGUGAAAAUAUAAAAGAAUAUGAUGAAGUACAAGCUGACAAUUUACAUAGUAGUUCCUUAAGAAAAGAGGAGAUACAACAAGGAGGUUGUGUGUCUAUCUGUGAACCAGUAAGCAAUGACAUUACUAAAAAAGGGAUUUUUAAUAGUGAAAGGACAGAAAUUCAAAGUGAACAAACAAGCAAUGAUAAUACUGAUAAAAGUACUAAAGACAUUGAUGACACUGAACCUAAAAGGGUUCAAACAAAAGAAAAUGUGAGGGAAGAUAAACAGCAAUGUAAUUUUGAAAAAACAUCAAAUUCACAAAGUCUAGCUGAUGGAGACUUGAAAAAUGAAAAUGGUUUAGAACAAAGAACUCAUCUUUGUAGUGAAGAGAAAAAAGAAAUUGUCAGCACAAAUGAGAUUGACAAUACUUCAUGUAGUGAAAUAUUAGAAGCAUUAGAAGAGACAGUUGAUGACCAUAAUCAAAACAAUGAUGUAUCCACGGAAAGAAAAGCCAAAAUAACUUAUAUAGAGGAUGAAAUAAGGGAAAAUUGUACAGAGAAAAGUGAUUCAAUGGUAUCUGAAAAUAAAGAAGAACAACCCUCCAAACUUGAAAAAGUAAAGAAAAAGAAGAAAAGUAAAAAAUCUGAUCACUUAGAAUCUAAAGAAGUGAAGAAGAAAAAGAAGAAUAAAAAGGAGCACUGUGAAAGCUCAAAGGAUGAGGAAUCUGGGUUAAAUGGUAAAAAAGCAAAGUGCAUAUCGAAGACACAAGUCAAAGGAAAGCAAGAGGGUAUCAAGGAGGAGGCUUUGGAUCAAGAUGGGAAACAAACAGGAGAGGAUGAUUCUGUUGAUGAUGAUGAUGAUGACAGCGAUAGCUGGCUUAAUAAAUUCAAUGAUGAUGGGGAGUGCUUAGAUCCUGAGUUGAUCAAAAUGCUGUCCAAAGCAACUGGUAUCAAGAAACCCGUCAAACACAAAACUCAGUUUGACUUCUACUCACUGGCAGAAAAGGAUAUGGAACUGGAUGACGGUUAUGGCCAUAUUGUUGAGAUCUAUGACUUCUCAGCUGACCUMAAAACCCAAGAUUUGACCAAGGCUCUUAGUGRAUUCAAGUAGGUUCAAAUCAAUGUUUCCUAAAAUAUAAAUCUCAUUGUCAGAAAGAACUCCCCUUGAAUCAUGCCCACAGUAACUUUCUUAUGUAUUUCAAUGUUCUCCCACUACAUAAAAGCCUAUAUAUUUUGUAGCC